GUUGAGUACGUUAAUGUAGUUUCCUCAUAUCUACUACAGUUUAAAAGCUGCUCCUUCAUCUAAGGGGCUACAAAGUGCGGCGGCGUUAAUGGCGUACGGUCCAACUUGCAGAUUCUCUCCACUUUUAUUUAUUAGCGUCAAGCACUUAUCGCAAGCGUUGCUUCUGGACCGUGCACUACUCAGAAACUUAUACAAAAUUUCUCCUCCAGUAGCGCUAUGCGGAUUACGCAUCACGUCUAGCGCGUCGACAGGGAAAAAAAGACAAAAAAAAAUGGCUUCAUCAUCUAAACCAUACUCACUUCAACUAGCUGAACGCAUCCACAAUACCACUGGCAAGGAUCAACUUGGUCGCAUAUGUUCUGCGGGUUUUAUCUUAGAAUCAUCAUGGCAUUCAGUCGUCGAGAGAAGAUUCAUGAACACGCCGCCUCAAGUUGUGAAGAAGGCUUUGCUUAGAGCAGGUAUCUUCUGGACGGUGUUAUAUUUUGGUACCGGCGAAGCAUUGAAAUGGGCCGAGCGGAAAGUCAAGAAGGCCGAGGAAGGCCGGCCAUGAAAACGAGUGGGCAAUCGGAAGAAUGUCCCCUCGUAUGGGAAUUGUAUAGGCCGACUCUUUUACAUCGGUCAUUUGAUACCCUUUGUCGUCAUGCAUGAGCCAAUAUUGUAGGAUCACUCAUACGCCAACACAUAUGGUUAAUAUAUCGCUUCCCGAAGGACAUAUUAGGAUACCUGCGAAUGUCACGAGUUCUGUACCAUCAGCUUCAAGUUAGCGGGAUGUUUUUCUUUAUGCGCAUUUUAUGUCUAUCGGACUGGUUCUAGGGGGGAAACAAAGUGACCAUGACAGCAACAACUUAGAGAUGAACUCUGCUCAAUACAAUUAAGUACAUGCCAAAUGACGCGAAUAAAGAUCGUUUAAGCGGAGGGGAUCGUAUUAUUAGAGAUGGCGAGAUACUGCUAGAUAAAUUUGAUCACCAUACAACACUGGUUCUCG
This is a messenger RNA of Daldinia loculata, 985 nucleotides long. RefSeq lists its product as uncharacterized. Lineage: Eukaryota; Fungi; Ascomycota; Sordariomycetes; Xylariales; Hypoxylaceae. Bases 89 to 550 code for a protein of 153 amino acids. The transcript has a single exon. The record is from RefSeq and is a predicted model, not a curated record.